Penicillium bovifimosum is the source of this 3294-nucleotide messenger RNA. Its product is annotated as putative MFS monosaccharide transporter. The transcript has 11 exons. Gene Ontology annotation, cellular component: membrane. Gene Ontology annotation, molecular function: carbohydrate:proton symporter activity. The coding region runs from base 1 to 3294 and encodes 1097 amino acids. Gene Ontology annotation, biological process: carbohydrate transport; transmembrane transport. Lineage: Eukaryota; Fungi; Ascomycota; Eurotiomycetes; Eurotiales; Aspergillaceae. The record is from RefSeq and is a predicted model, not a curated record.
AUGAAGUCACCAAUAUCUCCCAUCCUUCUCGAGCCCCACCUUGGUGAACUCCCAGGAAGUUCACACAGGACUUCUCGCAAUGAUGCAGCUACAGGAGCAUCUGCAGCAGGCGUGCGUGCAGCAUUUGCGAGAGCCGUGAAUCCCCGUGUUGCCGAAGGAAAAUGGUCCCUACACACAACAACUCCAGGAUUACUGCUUCAUGCUGUUCGGACAUAUGGCUGGCGGUUUAUCCCUAACCAGGUUCUUCCACCUUUAAUGGCAAAUGCAGGUGUCGGCGCCGUUCUCUAUACAUCUUACCUCCAGGUUUUGGGGGCUCUACAUGAACCAACUUCCCAAGGCGUCAAGCGAGUCUGGCCACCGGCUUCUCCUUCUGCAACCUUUGCUGCUGGGUUUACUGCCGGUACAAUUCAGUCGAUUGUAGCCGCCCCUCUGGACGCCUUGCAGGUCCGCUUCCAAACCAGUGACAUGCUGGAGGGUCAGUAUCGGAGUAUGUGGCAUUAUGGUCACCAUAAGCUCAAGCAGAUUGGUCUCCGUGGGGUCUUUGCAGGAUGGAGCCUCUCGUUUAUGCGAGACUCGCUUGGCUACGCGGUGUUCUUCUCCUCGUUUGAAUACAUCAAGUCGCAGUCCUACUACACUUUCGUUGCCUGGUACUACGGGUCCUUACAAGCCCACCAUGUGGGCAUGCUUUCAUCAUCUGAGUCUAGUGAUCGUGGUGUGCCGCUCAUCAAACCCCAUUAUUCAUUGGAGCCCAUUUUCCUAUUGAUGGCUGGUUUUGUGGCGUCGAUCGCUCAGCAAACCAUUCAGCAUCCCCUAAGCCGGAUUCAAGAUCUUCAUCUGGGCCGGCUGGAAUAUCUGGAUCAUCAGGCCAGUUUCGUACCCUCGAGGCAGAAGAUGAUGCGGCUAUACUACCACGCCUACCAAGAGACCUUCAAGAGAUGCAAGCGGAAGGCUGUGCGGGCCGGGGGCUGGCGUCCCUGGUUGUUUCGUGGGUUUAUCGGGAGUUCUAUCCGCCAAGUACCUAGCACCAGCGCCGGUUUGAUCAUUUUCGAAUUGGUGCGCCGACGCUUCCCAAACAUCUUCCAUCAUCUGAUUAAACUCAUCUGUACCUGUCGGGUGUCCCAGACUAUAUUUGAAUUUUGUUGGUGUAAUGCUCUCUUGAUUGGCUUCGGAGACCCUUACUUUGGCCCAAACGCACCCCCUCCCCCGGAUCUCCGCCUUCGCGUCACCCGUUCUGACAGCACCUCGUCAUCCUGCGUCGCCGAGAAGGGAAGUCGACGAUCUUCCCAGUCGUCUGCUCGCUCGGUUGAGUCUGACUUCUCAACCUGGUCAGACAGCGGUGACCUUGCCGAGCAGUUUACUGGAACGGAGGAUCCGUUGCAGGUCCACCUUCGCACAUCUUCGGAUCGACAGCUCUUGCGUCCAAAGGGGCGACGGAAACACCGCAAGCACGUACACGAUUCUUCAGAAUUGAGCAACGAGUGUUCUGUGAUCGACAUUGAAAAGAUUCGGAUACCAACCCCUCCCCCACGCCGAAUCUCAACGGGCGAACGCGUGCUGGCUGCCAUCAUGACACCCAGGAACAGCCCGAACGCCCAGAUGCAUGGCUUGGUUGGGAAGCCGUUACUUUACUUCACAAGCGUUUUUGUGUCACUGGGCGUCUUUCUUUUCGGCUAUGACCAGGGUGUUAUGUCUGGCAUCAUAACUGGCUGGUUCUUCCGCGACUACUUCAACCAGCCCUCUCGGGCUACAAUUGGCACUGUGGUUGCGGUUCUCGAAGUCGGAGCAUUCAUAUCCUCCCUUCUUGUGGGACGUGUUGGUGAUAUUCUCGGCCGCCGAAGGACUAUCCUCUAUGGCUCUAUUGUGUUCUUCAUCGGAGGCGCUCUUCAAACAUGUGCAACAGGCAUUCCCAUGAUGAUAGUCGGCCGUGUCAUUGCCGGUCUUGGUGUCGGUGCCCUCUCCACCAUCGUGCCAGUCUACCAGUCUGAAAUUUCGCCUCCGCACAACCGUGGAAAGCUCGCAUGCAUCGAAUUCACUGGCAAUAUAGCUGGAUAUGCAACCAGCGUGUGGGUUGACUAUUUUUGCAGCUUCAUCGACAACGACUACUCCUGGCGCCUCCCACUUCUCUUCCAAUGUGUCAUGGGGGCCUUGCUUGGAGUUGGCAGUCUCAUGAUAUGUGAAUCACCUAGAUGGCUUCUUGAUAAUGACCACGACGAGGAGGGUAUGGUGGUAAUCGCAAAUCUUUAUGGUGGGGGCGACCCUCUUAAUGAUAAAGCACGCCAAGAAUACCGGGAAAUCAAGAUGAACGUUCUCGUCCAGCGCCAAGAAGGCGAACGAUCCUAUUCAGACAUGUUCCGCCGGUAUCGCAAACGUGUUUUGAUUGCCAUGUCCGCCCAAGCCCUAGCGCAACUCAACGGGAUCAACGUGAUCUCUUAUUAUGCUCCUUACGUGUUUGAAUCGGCUGGUUGGGCUGGACGGGAUGCCAUCCUUAUGACUGGAAUUAACGGUAUUUCGUACUUACUGUCUACCAUACCACCAUGGUAUCUGGUGGAUGGCUGGGGUCGACGACCGAUCUUGCUUUCGGGCGCUGUUGCCAUGAUGAUUUCCCUUUCUCUCAUCUCUUAUUUCAUCUACAUCGAAAUUCCCGCUACUCCAAAGUUGACGGUCAUCUUCGUCAUGCUCUAUAAUGCAGCUUUCGGGGCUUCCUGGGGGCCCAUUCCAUGGUUGUACCCUCCGGAGAUUCUGCCCUUGAGCAUCCGUGCCAAAGGUGCAAGCUUGAGCACCGCUUCAAACUGGGCAUUUAAUUGGCUCGUUGGCGAGGUGACCCCUAUCCUCCAAGAGAUCAUUAAGUGGCGGCUAUACUUGGUCCAUGCAUUCUUCUGUGCAUGUAGUUUUGUGCUUGUUUAUUUCUUAUACCCCGAAACGAGUGGGGUCCGCCUGGAAGAUAUGGACGCUCUUUUUGGCGAUGCUUCCACCACCAUGCCCACGCCCGCCACUCAAGGCGAGCGAGGUUCCCUGAUGGGUGCCGGUUCACCCGUCCCGUCACUUGACCUGCAUCGGCAGUACGCUCAAUUUGGGGCAGAGAACUCUAUCCCUGGUCUAGAUAUCGAUCCGCCGACUUCAAGUCAUGAAGGGACCAGUAAACGUGGACGCUCGAAUUCCCAACGGGACGGCAUCCGAGGCGAAGGAAUCGGUGGCUGGAUCUCAAGCAUGGUCAGUCGAAACCGAGCAGCUGGCGCUGGCGUUCCCAGCAGUCAAUACAGACGUCUGGAGCAAGGAGAAGGGGACGAGCGAUAG